Salvia splendens (bonfire salvia) is the source of this 2566-nucleotide messenger RNA. Its product is annotated as protein TPX2. The record is from RefSeq and is a predicted model, not a curated record. Gene Ontology annotation, biological process: mitotic spindle assembly; regulation of mitotic spindle organization; activation of protein kinase activity. Gene Ontology annotation, cellular component: nuclear microtubule; spindle. Gene Ontology annotation, molecular function: microtubule binding; protein kinase activator activity. Bases 126 to 2369 code for a protein of 747 amino acids. The transcript is spliced from 19 exons. Lineage: Eukaryota; Viridiplantae; Streptophyta; Magnoliopsida; Lamiales; Lamiaceae.
CAACGCAACACAGCGCCAUUUUCUUAGUCACUGAUCGUAUAUACAGCCGCACAUUUCUCUCUCUUCCCAGCAAUCUGCGAAUUGCCGGGACAGUUGGUUAAUCGAUCGACAAUACCCGAUAGAAUAUGGCAGCGGUGGAAGAGUCGAGUAAUCUGUUCGUGGUCGACGAGGCCUAUGAGUUCUCAGCGCCGCGAUUUCAUGAUUUCAUGGCGGAGGAGACUGAUGAGGAACUUCGCAGCGCGGAGCUAUGGUUCGAGAGCGCCUUCACUCAUGCCCCUUCUCCGUUUAUGCCUAGAAUCAGAUCUACCAGAACAGUUCAACAGAUUCUUUGCAAUUUCAAUGAAGAUGAGCAAAUUCAGAAGCCACCGAAAUCAUCUGAAAAUGCAUCGAAUUCUGCUCAAGAAUCAGCUCCAAAAUCACUAAACCAGACACUAGAUAAAGUGAUGGCAAUUUCAGCUGAAACAACGGAGAAGACACCUAAUAUAGAAAACUCAUGCUCUCAGGAAAAGCAAAACGGCCAGGAGAUUUACUGCACUCCAGCACCACAAAAGCAGGGGGGUGAUAGGAAGCUUCAGACAGCAAAAAAGAUUGCUAGUAUGCUGAAAAAUUCUUCAGCGACCAGUUCAAAGAAACAGCUGCCAAAAUCACAAGCCAAGAGUGCUAAACCUGCUAGUGUUAGGAGGGACGGUAAUAAGAACAUUGUUGGAACUCCCGGCUUUGCCCAUGAAAACCAUGCCAUAAAGAAGCAAAAACUGGAUGGAGGAAAAUCUCGACAGAUUCUUGGAGUCAACAAACCUUCAAGCCUUUCUCACAAAACAAGAACUGGAAUUGUCAGCAGUAGCAGCUCCACCUUCUGCCCUGCAACUGCUAAAACUUGUAAAGAAGAUAGAAAGAUGUAUGUCCGAGAACCAGCAGCACCAUUUGUUUCUAUGGCGGAAAUGAUGAAGAAAUUUCAAUCAGGGACGAGAGAGAUGCCUUCGAUGCGUAGCAGCUGCUCUCUUUCUCAGAGCGAUGCCGCUGGAGCAACGCAGAGGAAGCAUAAGCUUGUGCUCACAAGGCCUAAAACACCUGAAUUCGAAACAUCUCAGCGCGUGCGUUCUGUUAAAAUCAAAAGCUCAGCGGAAAUUGAGGAAGAGAUGAUGGCUAAGCUUCCCAAGUUCAAGGCUCGUCCACUAAACAAAAAGAUCUUUGAAGCCGCAACUUUACCGCCAUUGCCAAGAAGCACACCACAGCUUCCUGAGUUCAAGGAAUUCCGUCUAGAAACAAUGUCAAGGGCCACUCAGAAUGCAGAAACAUCCUCUGUGGCUUCGGUUGAACCAACAGAGAGCCAUCAAUGGAAACCACGUCAUCUUACUGCCCCGAAGUCACCUGCUCUCCAAACAUCUCUCCGAGCGCGUCCUCCCAAGAUCAAGAGUUCCGAGGAGUUGGAGAAAGAGGAGCUUGAAAAUAUUUCACAUUUCAAGGCUAGACCAUUGAAUAGAAAGAUAUUUGAGAGCAAAGGGGAGAUGGGAAUGUUCUGCAACAUGAAGAAGCAAGUUACCAUUCCUCAGGAAUUUAAUUUUGCCAUAGAUAAAAGGAUCCCUCCACCAACUUCGGUGGUUGAUCUCUUCGACAAGCUUUCAAUAUGUUCAGAAUCUCAACGUGAGAAGCCUCUCACUAGAAACACUACACCAAAUCCAUUCCAUCUCCACACAGAGGAAAGAGGGGCAGAGAAAGAGCGAAGGAUAGCCGCAGAACUCAUGCAGAAACAGUUAGAAGAGGAGAGGGCUAGGAUACCGAGAGCUCAUCCGUAUCCUUACACAACUGAUUUUCCUGUGAUUCCGCCAAAGCCAGAGGCAAAGCCAUGUACGAAACCAGAGCCAUUCGAAUUGGAAAGUUUGGCGAGGCAUGAACAGGAGAUGCAGAGAGAAAUGGAGGAAAGGAUGAGGAUGGAAAUGGAAGAAGCUGAGAGGAGAAGAUUCAAAGCCCAUCCUAUCUUGAAAGAGGACCCGAUGCCACUCCCAGAGAAAGACCGAAAGCCCCUCACAGAGGUUCAAGGAUUCAAUCUACACCUCGUGAACAGGGCUGUUGAGAGAGCAGAAUUCGAUAAAAAGAUUAAGGAGACAGAAAUGGUCUACAAGAGAUACAGAGAGGAAACAGAAGCUGCAAGGAUGAUGGAGGAGGAGAAGGCCUUGAAACAGUUGAGGAGGACUAUGGUUCCUCAUGCAAGACCAGUACCUAAAUUCAACCACCCUUUCUUACCACAGAAGUCUACUAAAGACACCACAAAACCCAAGUCACCAAAACUGCGUGUGGAUUAUAGGAAGGAGAAACGAAGGAUGGUCCCUUCUGGUAAAGCUUCGGGUGCAGCAGCGUGCUAUAUGAGGUGACCUGUGAUUGGUUGUGUAGUUUAAGUCACCUUGAACUAUAACCAUUAUUAUUCAUUAGGAUUGUGGGACGUUGGUUGCUCCAGUCCUAUAAUCCUGUAUUAUUUUGUACAAGAGUGUGAUGCUAUUGUAAUGCAAUACAAUACAAUACAAAUACUUCAUCUGAUCUUAUUGUAGAAAUGAAAUUGCAAGAAGCCAAA